Mytilus californianus (California mussel) is the source of this 2634-nucleotide messenger RNA. RefSeq lists its product as uncharacterized. The record is from RefSeq and is a predicted model, not a curated record. The transcript is spliced from 4 exons. NCBI's taxonomy places the organism in Eukaryota, Metazoa, Mollusca, Bivalvia, Mytilida, Mytilidae. Bases 1 to 2274 code for a protein of 757 amino acids.
AUGGAUGUUGAAUGUGGUAAAUGUGGUGAAGCAAAUUAUAGCGACCAUUCACCUUCUGCUAGAAAAACCUACACAUAUAUGCCUCUUGGACCACGGUUAGUCAGGAUAUACGGUGAUGACUAUAUUUGCAAACUGAUGUUUUCAAGACCAGAUUUGAGUAAUGGGAAGCUGUCUGAUAUUGCUGAUGGCAAUCUUUAUAAGUCAUGGUUUCAGAGAGGAGGUGUAUUUGAAGAUACAGAAGAACGUUGCACUGUGCCGUUAGCAUUAUUUUGUGAUGGUCUCAAUCCACAUAAAAGUAUGGCAACACAGAAGUCAAUGUGGCCAUUGAUGUUAACGUGGCUUAAUUUACCUAUUCCAGUAAGGUACAUCCUAGGACCAAUGAUGCUUGUUGGAAUUGUGCCUGGAACAAAAACUGAGGAACCAAAGAACUUGGAUCCUUAUUUAGAUGUCCUAGUUGAUGAACUGUUGGAAUUGUCAACAUGCACCAUGUAUGAUGCUUACAAAGGAGCUCCAACAACUGUAAAAGUUGCCCUGUUACAAUAUCUUUGUGAUGUUCCUGCAUUUAGCAAAGUGUUACAUGUGUCCAGCCAGACAGCCUUACGUGGAUGUCCUUAUUGUAAGGAAGAAGGACAAUACUGUAAGUCGUUGCACAAGGUGGUGCAUUUGCAUAACAGACCAUUUCUGCCAUUACAACAUGACCUUAGAAACAAUGAAAAUGAAUUUGCCUUAAAGGGAAAAGAAACGUCAUCAAAACCUGUAUCCUUUACUAAGGAAGAAGAACUGGAAAUAAGAAGUCGGUAUGAUGGUUUACCCAAUCAAAAUCAAAAAUCCAUUCUUCAAAAACAGACCGGGUUAAAAGGUACUUAUAGUUUUAUGAGACUGCCAUACCACAACAGGAAAGAACAAAUGCAGCCUGAUGGUAUGCAUACCAUUGCAGAUGUCAUAGGGAAUGUAUUGGGAAUGGUAACAGGAAAAGAUGACAACAAGAAAGUGAGAAAUGGUGAAGAAGAUUUUAAUCGAUUUAAAGAAACCUGGAUUAAAAGAGAUGACGAAGAUGCUGAACCAUGUUCAGAAGUUACCAGAAAAAGAAAAAAUGACAACCAAAGCAAUGCCAAGCAGAAAAAGCAAAAACUGCAAACAGAGAUAGGUGAAGAGUUACCAAAGGCACCAUGGAAGGUGGACAAGCCUGGUUUGAAGGUGGCAGAUACAAGAGCUAAAAACCUUGUUUACCCAAUAGGAUACGAUUACCUGGCAGACAAUCAUUUUUCGAAGCCUUGGACAUUGAGGACAAUGCAUGGAAAACAUCAGUUUGUCAAAAGUGGUGCUGCAUUAUGGUGCUUGCGAGGACUACUGCCAAAGAGACAGGAAAAUACACUUAGAAAGCUGUUUUCAGCUAUUGAUAUGAUGACACACGAAAGCUAUGACAGUGAUGAAUUAGAUGAUAUUAUACAGUUCACAAGUGAAGCUAUGUCUUUGUUGGAGAGAGAUUUCCCUAUUGCCUUACAGACAAUUACUACUCAUUUAAUGCACCACAUUCCAGAAGGAUAUGCUGAUUUUGGACCUUUGUACGGGAGGUGGUUAUUUCCCUUUGAAAGGAUAAAUAGUUGGAUCACACGCCAAGCAUUGAACAAGAACAAAAUAGAAGCAACCAUCAUGGAAACUUAUGCUAUAUAUGAUUGGUGUGUUUUUAUGAUAAUGUCAGGGAAGAUAAAGCAAGAUGACAUCAAUAUUGGAAAACUAGAAAAACUCCUGCUGGACGAGGUAAUAGAUGAGAUGAAAACUUCAAUUGGGAAAAAGUUUUUCAUUCCGGAUACUGUUCUGUCACAUAUGUCCGAGAUAUACGAUUUUUGUCUACUACAACGAAUGACAAAUGAAGGCAAGGAAGUUAGUUGUUGUACCAAGUUAUAUGGGAACACAGGAAGAGAGAUGAAGUACUCUUCUGUUACAAAGCAGAGAUCAUCAGACACAUUUGUGUAUGCAGUGAAAAUAGGAGAUGAUUUUGUCGCAAAUCAAAAUUGUGUCAAUUCACUGUCAGAUAUACUGUUUGGUAACAUUUCUAAAAUAUUUGAACACUCUUGGCAUGGAAAAAGCUACACAUGGCUUUUGGUGGAUAUUUAUGAUGAUGUCAAGUUUGAAAAUGGAUUUUGGAGUACGAGUGAGCAGUUUAUUUCGCAGAGACCUCUUUUAUUGCAGGAUGUCAGUGCUCCCCAGGUCGUUGGAAAGGAAAGCAACCGGCUCUAUUUUGUCAGUGCAUCAGUAUCAUUGAAGGAUUGAAAUUGAUUAUGUUGAUCUAUGUUCAAUUGUUUUCUAUACUUUAUAUAUAUUAUAUUGUACAUGUAAUGAUGUCAAUUAAAAAAUUGUAAUUAGUAAAAAUAAUAUGUUUAGCUAAUGUUAUAAACUUGGCUGUUUCAGUUUAGUUUUUUGGCCCUACCUAGGGCAUUAUGUGAAACGGUCUAUGCGUCUGUUUGUCUGUUUGCUCAUUUGUUUGUCGAGCUUAGGUUGAUGUUUUUUGUCCAGGUAGUUUUUGAUGAAAUUGAUGUCCAAUCAAUUGAAACUUAGUAUAUGAUCUUUCUAGUUUUAAUAUCAAAUAGAGUUUUGACAUUAAUUUUAUGGUCCACUGAUUAUAGAAAAUGA